Molecule: messenger RNA, 1520 nt
Organism: Amphibalanus amphitrite
Lineage: Eukaryota; Metazoa; Arthropoda; Thecostraca; Balanomorpha; Balanidae
Exons: 5
Coding region: 122-1240 (372 amino acids)
Source: RefSeq, a predicted model, not a curated record
GGCCCACAUUACAGAGCGUCUGACGUGGUGGGUGGGUGGGUGGCUCAGCGAGGCAUAUAUAGACUCCCGCCAUCGAUACCGACACCACACUCGACAUCUCGGCACGGGCCGACGCUCCGCCAUGAUCGGCGCGGUUCACCUUCUGCUGGUCUGCCUCAGCGCCUCCUUCGCAGCCGAAAAUGUCACAGCACCAUCAGCAGCGGCGCCCAGCCCGGCACCCCUGCCGGACGUGCGACUCAGGGUGGAGUCAAAACAGAGUCACAGAGGCUCCACCAGGGGAGGCGCCUCGGUGUCAUCGCGGUCUGAGGCUCGGGGCGGAGCCAGCGAGAGACUCCGACUGACUGACCUUGACCUCAGCCUCGAGAAGGUCGCUCGCGCAGAGACCAGAGCGGUUACCCGCAGCACCUCAUCCGGAGCCGGAGCCUACGAUCAGUUCGCCGACACCAGAGGAGACGCCAACUCUAUCGGCGCCCGAAAGGCGACCUCGUCCACCCACUCAAUCAGCUUCGGCAACACGACCGGAGGCGCCUACACCGGCGUGGUCACCGGCGCCAACGCCCGCUUCUCCGGAGAGCUCAACGCCACCACCUCACAGGAGGGAGGCGCCAUCCGGCGCAGCAAGCGAACAGACGAGGCGGCCAACAUCGUCCAGUCUGGCGCCAGCAAAAACAAGGGUUUCUUUACGUUCAGGAACUUGGCUGAUAGUGAAGUGAAGCGCUCCGCCGAAGCCGGCCCAGCGCCGAGCCGGGAGCGUGAGACUGUGGCCUCACGGGCCGUUCAGACGGGUCACAGCGAGGGAUCUGCGGUCGUCUUCACUAAUGGCACCGCCGCCAACUUGGCCUCAUCGACCGAAGAUUCGCCAGGAUCCAGGAGAGACCUGGUGGGGAGGUCGAAUGUUGCCGGCAACGCCUCUUCCAUCGGCCACGGCUUCUUCCGGCAUAGUGUUGAGUCCGAUUCAGAGUUGGCGGCGAACCGGACUGCCCUGAGGGCGCUGGCCGUUACCUCCGGCGAUGGUGAGACGCGUCGGCGAGCGAUCCUCCACCAGAGCGCCGAUUCCGGCGGCGCCGGCAGGCACGCCGGGCGAACAUCAUCUACCCCCGGCGCAGACAGCACCAUCAGCGAGCGCAUGAGCGUCGCCGAGGCCCGCCAGAGUCACCUGGCCAGCAGCAGGGGCCAGGGCAACUUCAGCGUCAGCAGUGAAGCUCAGAUGGUGACCGAGGUGCAGAAGCCGAAUGCGUAGACGGUGUCGGCGUCUGAUGUCAUAUCGGCACUGCCGCCGUCGUUGUAUGCGAGAAGAAAGGCACCGAUGGGCGAGAACCCCGCCGUGGGGCCAGGCUGGCAGCAUUGUAUAACAAAAAUGUGACUGCUCGAUGGCCGGUGAUAAAUGAUCGCUGUCUGCCAUUAGAGCAACUUGCGAGUAAUAAGCCUUGAGUGCCAACUACCAUGGCAAUACAUUCUUCAGAAUAUAUUAUGAUAAAGUUUGGAAAUGCUUCAUAAAUAAAUAAAUGUCUCCGUUUUUC